Molecule: messenger RNA, 639 nt
Organism: Pelodiscus sinensis (Chinese soft-shelled turtle)
Lineage: Eukaryota; Metazoa; Chordata; Testudines; Trionychidae
Source: RefSeq, a predicted model, not a curated record
AUGGAAGGAAGAAACCAAACGCCCAUCGUGGAAUUGAUCCUUGUUGGGUUUGGGAACGACCCUGAACUGCAGCCCCUCCUCUUCCUGCUGUUUCUAGUCAUCUACAUUGUGGCUGUGGCUGGGAACCUCCUCAUCAUUGUGCUAGUGGUGGCUGAUCGGCACCUUCACACCCCCAUGUACUACUUCGUGGCCAACUUGUCCGCUGUGGAGAUCUGCUACGUCUCCACCACCCUGCCCAGGCUGAUUGGCAGUCUGGUGACUGGGGACAGAACCAUUUCUCUUCAGAACUGCAUCGUGCAAUUUCACUUCUAUAUUAUCCUGACCAAUGCAGAAUGCGUGCUGCUCACGGAAAUGUGUAUUGAUCGGUAUCUAGCGAUCUGCCACCCCCUCCGUUACCCCGCUCUGAUGAAUGGCAGGCCUCCCGCGAUCCUGUACAAAAUAUUGUCUGUCACGAGCACAAUCCUGAUACCUUUGAUCAACCCUGUUAUCUACUGCCUGAGAAACAAGGAGGUCCAUCAGGCCCUGAGAAAAGCUGUUCUCCUACUUUCUCAGCUUUUAUCUUUCAUACUAGACAUGUAUAUCAGUAAUGUCCUUCGCUUCACUGAUCUGUACAGGAACACAGGUGCCCAGAGUCGGUAA